Coffea arabica (coffee) is the source of this 2024-nucleotide messenger RNA. RefSeq names its product abscisic acid 8'-hydroxylase 3-like. The record is from RefSeq and is a predicted model, not a curated record. Lineage: Eukaryota; Viridiplantae; Streptophyta; Magnoliopsida; Gentianales; Rubiaceae. Gene Ontology annotation, biological process: brassinosteroid homeostasis; multicellular organism development; brassinosteroid biosynthetic process. Gene Ontology annotation, molecular function: heme binding; iron ion binding; monooxygenase activity.
AUGGAGCAAGAUUUGUUAAUAAUGCUUUCAGCCUUCCUAAUAUUGAUAGUUUUAGUUUCAGCUUUAUUACAAAGAUGGGCUUCUCCAAGGGAAAUGGCGGCAAUACCGGGUAGGCUGGGUUGGCCUAUUGUCGGGGAAACUUUGUCGUUUAUAACCGAGUUUUCAAGUGCUGCAGGCAUACAUAGCUUCAUCAGAAAGAGACAGCAGAGGUAUGGGAAAGUAUUCAAGACUUCAGUCUUGGGGAGACUUACUGUCUUCAUGACUGGUAGUGAGGCGAGUAAGAUUUUGUUAACCGGAAAAGAUGGGAUGGUGAGCUUAAAUUUGUCCUAUGCAGGAAGGCAGGUUCUUGGUCCUACUAGUUUACUGCAUCAAAAUGGAGAAGCACACAAACGGCUCCGCAGGUUGAUUGCUGAACCCCUCUCAAUCAAUGGCCUCAAGAAGUAUUUCCAGUUCAUCGAUAAUUUGGCCAGUGAUACACUGGACAAGUGGCAUGGACGAGAAAUCCUGGUUCUUGAAGAGGCUUCUACAUUCUCCCUCAAGGUGAUCAGCAAUAUGAUAAUGAGCUUGGAACCCGCUGGUGAAGAGCAGGAGAAAUUCCGUGCCAAUUUCAAAGUCAUGUCUUCGUCAUUUUCUGCUCUCCCCCUGAAAAUUCCUGGAACUGCCUUUUACCGUGGUAUUCAGGCUCGGAACAGGAUGUAUGCAAUGUUAGACUCAAUCAUUGCUCAGCGGAGAACUGGAGACAACUUCCAGCAAGAUUUCCUAGAAUCCUUAGUGAAUAAGUAUAACAAGCAUGGCUAUGGAGGAGAAGAUGACGAUAAACUCACAGAUGCACAAUUGAAGGACAAUAUAUUGACCCUGCUAGUAGCUGGGCAUGAUACUACUACUGCUGCACUGACCUGGCUUGUAAAAUUCCUUGAACAAAACCCUGCUGCAUUGGAACGUCUACGAGAAGAGCAUAGGGAAAUCCAAGCUAGCAGAUCAGGUCUUACAUGGUCGGACAUCAACAACAUGCCUUACACAAACAAAGUAAUUAGCGAGACUCUUCGAAUAGCCACAAUUCUUCCUUGGUUUUCAAGAACAGCAGCAGAAGACUUCACAGUUGAUGGAUGCAAAAUCAGUAAGGGUUGGUCUGUCAACCUGGAUGUAGUAUCCAUUCAUCAUGACCCGAAGCUUUUUCCUGACCCUCAGAAGUUUGAUCCUUCAAGAUUUGAUGAGCCAUUGAAGCCUUUCAGUUUUCUUGGAUUUGGUAGUGGACCACGAAUGUGUCCCGGAAUUAACCUCGCCAAGAUAGAAAUUUGCAUUUUCAUUCAUCACCUUGUCUGCAGAUUCAAAUGGAAACCAUUGGAGAAAGACGACUCUGUGAUGCCAACACUAGUCCGGAUGCCAAGAAACAAGUAUCCAAUCAUGGUUGAACCACUGUAGUGCAAUCUUCCAUGCCAGUACCUAGCUAAAGCCUACUAAAAAUCAGAAGAAUACUGCAGGAAAUGCAUUGUAUUCGGACUCAAAAGCUUACAAAGAGAAAUGGUAAGAAAGCCUCCUCUCGAGUGGCAGAGGAUGAAUCAAAUAGCUGGGAUUACGAAUGCUUUGCUCUGAGAAUAAAAGUACCGUAUUAAUAUAUGCAAACAAUAAUGGAAGGCAAUCGUAGUAACCUCAAAUACAGUAUGUAUGCCUUGAGGAUUUAUCAAGAGCCAUCUCUUGCCAUUUCAUCAUCUAACCUGAUUCUGAAUAAGAUGAAGUCACAUUAGAAGUGCUGAGGAGUUCUGAGUUCAAAUCCCUCGACCCUGUCCCUGCUUAUGAAGUCCCAUCCCCCCCCUAAUAAGAAAGAAAGGAAAAAAAUAAAGAAAAGUGUAGCACAUUGGCAGCGCUCCUUAGAAGAAUGCAUGUUCUGAUUUCCAGACCAACAAGAGGCAUUCAUCAUGUAAGCAUAUUUUUGUCCUGAACGUUUAAGCAUUAUCUCAGUCUACUUCAACAACUAUGCUAGAGCACAUACAAUUCCUCUUAAUAAUUAUUGGCAAAUUGGUGUC